AUGGAGAGACUGACAACGAGGGGACCAGCUGGCCACCCUCACCAGGGGGAGGCCUCUGCCUGCUGGCGGCUCACUGUGAGGGUCCUGGAGGCACGGAACCUGGGCUGGACUGACCUGUUGAGUGAGGCAGACCCCUAUGUGACCCUACAGCUGCCAACCGUCCCUGGAACAAAGUUUAAGACCAAAACAAUCACCAACACCAGUCAUCCUGUAUGGAAUGAGACCUUCAGUUUCCUAAUCCAGAGUCAGGUCAAGAAUGUUCUGGAGCUAAAUGUCUAUGAUGAGGACUCAGUCACCGAGGAUGAUGCCUGCUUCAAGUUUCUCUAUGACGUCUCAGAAGUCGUCCCUGGGGAGCUGCUCCGGAAGACCUUCUCCCUGCCUCCCCAGGGGCAGGGGGAGCUGGAUGUGGAGUUCCUGCUGGAAAAAACGUCAGACUGUCCAGAAAACCUCAUCACCAACGAUGUCCUUGUGGCCCGAGAGCUAUCCUGCCUGGAUGUCUGUCUGGACCGCACCGGGAGCACAGCCACGGUCACAGAUCAGGACAAGCUGGAGCUGGAGCUGGAGCUGAAGGGGUCCUAUGAAGACACACAGACAUCUGCUCUGGGCCCAGCCUCUGCCUUCCACUUCCAUUACAUGGCAGCCCAAGAGGCCAACCUGAGCGCACGUCUGAGGAGCUCUGCAAGCAAUGGCUGGAAUUCAGACAAGUCAGCUGGGCACCUCACUGUGCCCCUGAGGUCCUUGGCCAUGGGAAAGGAGGUGACCAUUAACAUUCCUGCCACAAAUACACCAGGAGUGAGGCUGCAGCUCAAGGCUGAGGGCUGCCCUAAGGAGCUGGCUGUGCACCUGGGCUUCGAUCUAUGCGCAGAGGAGAAAGCCUUUCUGAGCAGGAGGAAGCAAGUGGUGGCUAAGGCUCUAAAGCAGGCCCUGCAGCUGGACAGAGACCUACAAGAGGAUGAGGUCCCUGUUGUGGGCAUCAUGGCCACAGGAGGAGGUGCCCGGGCCAUGACCUCUCUCUAUGGCCACCUGUUGGCCCUGCAGAAGCUGGGCCUCCUGGACUGUGUGACCUACUUCAGCGGCAUCUCGGGCUCUACAUGGGCAAUGGCCCACCUCUACGGGGACCCUGAGUGGUCACAGAAGGACCUCGAAGGACCCAUCAAAUAUGCCAGAGAGCACCUGGUCAAGAGCAAGAUGGAGGCCUUCUCCCCGGAGCGCCUUGCGAGCUACCACCAAGAGCUGGAGCUGCGGGCCAAACAGGGCCACCCCACGACUUUUGUGGACCUGUGGGCUCUCGUGCUGGAGUCCAUGCUGCACAGCCAGGUGAUGGAUCAGAAGCUGUCGGAACAGAGAGCAGCUCUGGAGCAGGGCCAGAACCCUCUACCCCUCUACUUGAGCCUCAAUGUCAAAGAGAACAACCUGGAGACCCUCGACUUCAAGGAGUGGGUGGAGUUUUCCCCCUAUGAGGUGGGGUUCCUGAAGUAUGGAGCCUACGUCCCUAGCGAGCUCUUCGGCUCCGAGUUCUUCAUGGGGCAGCUGAUGAGGAGGCUCCCUGAGUCCCGGAUCUGCUUUCUGGAAGGUAUCUGGAGCAACAUUUUCUCCCUGAACUUGCUGGAUGUCUGGUAUGACCUCCUCAGCUCUGAUGACACCCGGAAGCAGCACAUCAAGGACAAGAUCAGGAACGUGGAGGAGUCUCCUGCCUCCUUGAGGACCUCCUCAUGGCUGGAGGCCUCAUGGCUGCAACCCGGGACGGCCCUGGCCAAGGCGUUUAAGGGCUUGCUGACAGGCAGGCCACUCCACCAGCACAGCUGCAACUUCCUCUGGGGCCUCCAGAUGCACCAGGGCUACUACAGCCAGAAAGACUUCUCCACCUGGGCAGACUGCCAGCUAGACUCCACCGCUAGCCAGCUGACCCCUCAGGAGCCCCAGCUCUGCCUGGUAGAUGCCGGCUACUUCCUCAACACCAGCUGUCCCUCUAUGUUCCGGCCAGGCCGCAGGCUGGACCUCAUUCUCUCCUUCGACUACUCCCUACCCUCACCCUUUGAGGCGCUGCAGCAGACUGAGGUGUACUGCCGGGCCCGGGGACUGCCAUUCCCUCGAGUGGAGCCCAGCCCUCAGGACCAACGCCAGCCGACAGAGUGCCACCUCUUCUCAGACCCCUCCUGCCCCGAUGCCCCGGUCCUGCUGCACUUCCCGCUGGUCAACGCCUCCUUCAGGGACCACUCAGCCCCCGGUGUCCGGCGCAGCCCUGCAGAGCUCCCAGCUGGCCAGGUGGAUCUCACUGGGACCACCUCACCCUACUCCCUGUUCAACAUGACCUACAAGGAGGAAGACUUUGAUCGCCUGCUGCAGCUUAGUGACUAUAACGUACGGAACAGCCAGGGCGUCAUUCUGCAGGCCUUGAGGACUGCCGUGAAGCACCGGGCUCUGGGGGCCAGGCCUCCAGCAGCACAGAAUUGA
Molecule: messenger RNA, 2454 nt
Organism: Zalophus californianus (California sea lion)
Lineage: Eukaryota; Metazoa; Chordata; Mammalia; Carnivora; Otariidae
Gene: PLA2G4D
Product: phospholipase A2 group IVD
Exons: 20
Coding region: 1-2454 (817 amino acids)
Biological process (GO): glycerophospholipid catabolic process
Cellular component (GO): cytosol
Molecular function (GO): calcium-dependent phospholipid binding; calcium ion binding
Source: RefSeq, a predicted model, not a curated record